AUGAACGGCGUUCGUUUUAGGUCACCCACUGUUGUAAAACCCGAAGUCGCCAACGGAUCUGCUUCGGGUCAUCAUACACUGUCAAACAUACGCGACUCUCAGUCACAAACCGCACCCCGCGUAUCCUUCGCACGUACGCAACCACGUGCACCUUAUGAUCAGGCUGCCCAAUCCACCACCUAUCAUGUCCCUCCCGGCCAAUGGAUGCCCCCGAAUGCAACUCAUGAUCAGCCUGAAAUGGUCGACACUCCUGGGUCUCCUCCAGAUCUUCACCAGUACAGGACACCUAUAAAGUUUCACGCCCAUUCUCCUCCUCCUCCUGAACGUGAGUACAUCACCAUUCUACCCCAGAAUGACUCGAUCAGUGGCCACGGUCUCUCGGAACAACGAAUAUAUCACUCUCAAACGCCGCGCAGAAGCACACCGCAAGCAGAAUCACUCAUUGAAUCAGACCUUCACCAGCGCUCGACAUCUACAAAAUCUUACGCCCAUUCUUCUCGUCCUGAACGUGAAUACAUCACUAUUCCACCCCCGAUUGACUCAAUUAGCGGCCACGGUCUCCUGGGACAACGAAUCUAUCUCCCUCAGGUAGCGUCUGGUAUUUCUCCACAAACGCCGCGCGGAAGCAUACCUCAAGUAGGCUCACUUGUUGAAACAGAUCAUCGCCGGAUUCCCCAGAUAGAGGCUGUCAUCAACCCUUCAGCCCCUCUCAAUGCCACGUCACACCCAGCUAGGGCACCUCCCCCUUCUAGCUACUUCAUCGACAAGGACAUGAAAGUGUUCUAUACCGAACAAGGGACCGAUAAACUACUGGGCCGGCUCAAGCUAUACAACGCCGACUCCAAGAGCACAAGUGACAGAAAACCCCGAUACAUUGAUUGUGUGCGUUUAGGUGAAGGCCUACUUGACUUUCCCUUGGUCCCAGAAUCUUGGCUUUUGUUACCAGGCGACAUGUUCUUGCUUCAUAGCGACGAUAAAAACAUGAUGGCUGAGCGGAUGUGGCUCCAGGACAAACACGAGACCUGGCAGGAUAUCACCCAUCAAUGGAAUUUGCGCAACGGCAUCAACAACAUGCUUGUGCCCCACCCAAACGAAAAGGACGCAUAUCUAACAUGGGGCAGGGGUGAUCGGCCAAACUGGGUGAAAGGCGAGACUAUGAAGAAUAAAGCGAAAACAUGA
Messenger RNA from Pleurotus ostreatus (oyster mushroom), 1179 nucleotides. RefSeq lists its product as uncharacterized. The transcript has 2 exons. The record is from RefSeq and is a predicted model, not a curated record. Lineage: Eukaryota; Fungi; Basidiomycota; Agaricomycetes; Agaricales; Pleurotaceae. Bases 1 to 1179 code for a protein of 392 amino acids.